CCAAGACGCGGUGCUGUACUCGGGCGGGCUCACGUGCAAAACCCCGUCAUGGAGAUUAUGGAGCUCGUUCAGAUUAUUCUGUCCCUUCUUGACAAUCGGCGCGACUUGGUCCACAUGGCUUGUGUAGCUUCACAGUACACCGACAUGGCACUGGUAAUCCUUUGGAGGGCCCCCGACUUUGCUGGUGAUCCCUUGAAAGCCAUGACUCGUCUGUUCCCGGAACCCAUUCAUGCAAGCCUAAUGGAAGCCAAGAACGACUCGCUCAUCGUGACUCCCGAGUCCUUCAAACGAUUCGAUUACUACGCCAAAUUUGUCCGGCAUCUCAAUUAUUGGCAGGUUUCGAAUGACGGCUUCAUUGCCCGUCGACUCACCGCAAGUCGGCCUGGCCAGUGGCUAUUCCCUCACCUGACAUCGCUACAUGUCGGAUCGGAUCGUGACAGCCUACAGACUGUGGAGGCAUACCUUAGCCCAACGUUGCGUCGAAUCUGCAUAAACCAUUGGGAUUCAACAGACAAUCUGGGAAUCGCAUUCACACCAAGUAUUGUCAAGAUAUUGAUCCGGGUCUUCAGCCUUCCAAACCUGGAAAUUCUGGACUUCCUGGACACGUCCUAUGCGAACUACGAAAGAGAGGAAACCAUCCUGGACGCGCUCCUGCCCUUGAUUCCGCAAUUGACGGAAUUCUAUUCCAGCCACUUCACGUUCGUCAGGUCAGUGUACGACGUGCUAUCCACCAGCACCAAACUCAAGGGGCUCUUCCUCGACGUCACCCAGGAGCGCAAUAGCAACAGACACUAUGAGAUGGAUGACAUGAUCCAAAUGUUGCAAGACAGGUUUGCUUCUCUUGAAAAGGUUGUGAUACGGGGUGAGACCAGAGCCACUGUGACUAUUUUAGAGCGGUGCGAUCGACAGUUCGUGCACAUCGACCUCCGCCCGGAAGGCGCCGUGGAUGUCAAUGGUCUGUGGAACCUCACACGAUCAACAACAUCGUCGAUAUCGAGCCUCAAAGUGUUGAAAUGCAGUGCGGCAGAAGCAAACCCAUCUCAUGAUUCGCAGACGAUGGUGACAGCGUUGCAGCCUCUCGUCAAUAUGUCGUCGUUGCGCGACGUGCAACUUGAAGUCAGCUUUUCCGAAUGGCAGAUGCUUUCGGACAUAGAAGUCGAGACCUUGUUUCGCGGGUGGCCCCUAGUUCAGUCAUUUCUCCUAAACAGCGAACCGGGACGCGAUGGGAUCCCACCGGCAGGCCCACAAACACGACGCGGCCUCACCCUGCGAGCCAUUCUCUCCAUCCACCACCACUGCCGAUACUUGUCCGAACUCAGCAUCCCGUUCAUCGAUUUGACGCACAUACCCGAUCUUUCCCAAUAUCAUUUUUUCCGAGCGUACCAGCAUAUUCGUGUCCAAAUCGCACGGUCCCAUGCGCACGACAGUCCUGCCGUGAAAGGGUUUAUAAAGCAGAUUUGGCCAAACGCCGAGGUGCGAUUCGUUGGGUGUUGUCUAUCGGAAGCCUCUCACGUGGAAUAGAAUGUGAGGCGCUUGAUAUGAUUGUAUGUACAUCCAUGGUCUAUGGUUCUGUGCGCAAGUGGAGAUUCCUAAUAUAUAGAGGUCGCAGUGCAACCCCACAAUGCCAGGAAAUAAGCGCUCGCUAUGGCUACGAUCUUCAUUUCUGCAAAUGACGUAGACCG
Molecule: messenger RNA, 1682 nt
Organism: Dacryopinax primogenitus
Lineage: Eukaryota; Fungi; Basidiomycota; Dacrymycetes; Dacrymycetales; Dacrymycetaceae
Exons: 4
Coding region: 49-1521 (490 amino acids)
Source: RefSeq, a predicted model, not a curated record